This is a messenger RNA of Caenorhabditis sp. 36 PRJEB53466, 1221 nucleotides long. Lineage: Eukaryota; Metazoa; Nematoda; Chromadorea; Rhabditida; Rhabditidae. The record is from the annotation of a GenBank genome assembly.
AUGGUUUUACUAAUAGUCGUCGUUCGUCUCCUCCAAUUCUUCUACUAUCUCAAGUUUUCGGCUCUUCUCCUUCUGGGAUUCGCUCUCAGAGGGAAGAGGCUCUUUUGGAAGGUGCACAGAGAGAAACCAGAGUGUUUGGAAGGAUGGAACAGUCGGUAUAUCAAAUUGAAGGUGAUAGUAAAUGACCGGAAAAACAAAAAAGUAGUAUUUAGAAAGUACGACUUCAUUACGUUCAAACUGGAUCCGACGACAAGCCUCUCAUGCUUUUCAUCCAUGGAUAUCCAGAAUUUUGGUAUUCGUGGCGCUUCCAGUUGAAGGAAUUCGCCGAUCGAUACAGGUUUGUUUUAAAAUAUUGCCGGACAAGCCUGAAACCCGGCGUUGCCGGGUUUCAGGCUUGGCUACGGGCAUUGAAAAUUGAGAGAUAGGGCGCGAUUUAAACGCAGGUCACUAAUUUUCAGAUGCGUGGCAAUCGACCAACGCGGCUACAAUCUUUCGGACAAACCGAAACUCGUUGAAAACUACUCGAUUGACGAGCUUACCGGCGACGUGAGGGAUGUGAUCGAAGAGCUCGGCUACGAGAAAGCGAUCGUGGUCGCGCACGACUGGGGAGGUCUCGUCGCCUGGGAGUUCGCGGCUCGUUUUCCAGAAAUGGUCGAAAAACUGAUCUGCUGCAACAUUCCUCGCCCGGGCGCGUUCGCCAAGAGACUCUCUGGCAGUUGGUCGCAAUUCAGAAAAAGCUGGUACAUAUUCUUUUACCAAAACGAGAAGAUUCCGGAGCUUCUGUGUGUUGCGGAUGACAUGAAAAUGCUCGAAAUGUGCUUCAGAGCUAAGCCAAUGGGCAUUCGAAAUUCGCAGAACUUUACCGACGAGGAUCUGGAGGCGUGGAAGUAUUCGUUUUCGAUGAACGGCGCCUCGUUCAAGUAUCCCAUCAAUUAUUACAGAAACAUUUUUACCAAUUUGAAGCCGAAGAGAGAUCCGAUUCUGGAGGUUAGUUAACUUCAACUUGAUGGGACCGUCUUGAUUGUCAACUAAUGUUUCCAGAUGCCCACUCUCAUCAUCUGGGGAACCGGCGACGGCGCGUUGGACGUGGAGGCCGCUGAGGAGAGCUGCAAAACGCUGCGAAACGCAACAUUCAAGACGAUUCCAGGCGCGUCGCACUGGGUACAACAGGACGAACCGGAGCUCGUCAACUCGUAUAUCACCGAUUUUUUGCGGCAAUAA